UCUCUCGCGCGCGCGCGCUCGCGCUCGCUGGGAAAAUCCGAGCAGGAGGAGAGCGGCGGAAGGAGGAGGAGGACUCCUUCAGACACAUCGACACAGGAAGGUAAAUAAAGAAGAUAGGACUCCAGGGGCACGUGCCCCGGUUCCCCGGUGCGGGACAGCAGGGCAGAAAGCCGUCUCACAGAUGUGUCUCCGACAGCGCAGCGGAUCCCGCCCUCCGAACCGUCCUCAUGCCCAGAUUUACACAGGUCCGAUUCCUGCCGCGCGGGCCGGCGAGUUGACCAUGGGGGGAGGUCGCAGCGAGACCUCGGCACUGAGUGGGACCGGAGAGGGGUGGGGCUUUAUCACUACCCAGAAUUCCCAACGGCCCAAUGCUUGCUGUUUCUGCUGGUGCUGCUGUUGCAGCUGUUCAUGGAAUGAAGAGGAGAGACGGAAGCGCAGGAGGAGGAAGAAAAUAUCCCUGGACUCCAAGAUGGAAACAAUACCAAGAUGUGAAUCUUGCACCAAACCCUCGCCAGAGGAGAUCGGGCUUUGGUCUCAGUCGUUCGACAAGCUGAUGAGGAAUCCUGCAGGUCGCAAUGUUUUCCGAGAGUUCCUGCGGACGGAGUACAGCGAGGAGAACAUGCAGUUCUGGUUGGCCUGUGAAGACCUGAAACGAGAGAUCAACAAGAGCGCCAUCGAAGAGAAAGCACGGGUCAUCUACGAGGACUAUAUUUCUAUAUUAUCACCCAAAGAGGUGAGUCUGGAUGCUCGUGUUCGAGAGAUGAUCAACAAGAAGAUGCAGGAGCCGACGCCUCACACCUUUGAAGAUGCUCAGCUGCAGAUCUACAUGCUGAUGCACAGGGACUCGUACCCACGCUUCCUCUCCUCCAGCAACUACAAGGCCCUGGUUCUCGGCGGCUCUCAGCCCUCCUCAGACUCCUAGUCCUCCUCCUCCUCCUCCAGGAGCAGCUCCUCUCCUGUCUUCUGUCUCCAGUGUCUCCGUAUCAUCUCCAACUAAACUUUAAGCACCUUUAAGAGCCUUGAACAUCAGGCUUGUAAAAACGAUCACCUCUGAUUUCAUUUCCCACAAAAAAACACGGAAUUAGGACGUCAAAACAAGGAAAACUACUAAUGAAUGUUUCUGGUGGGAACAUUUAGUUUGGUAGUGUUUUACUCAUCUGUUUACUAAGAUCCAGUCUCACAGAAAACUUUAACCUUUGACCUUUCCCUCUGGAUUUGCUUCUCGCUCUCUGAUUCUUUAAGGGAGACGGAGGAGUUUCGGGGUCAACGCUCUGCUGCGUACUCGACUACUUUAGAACAGAAGCAUCCGUUUGUGUCAUGGGCCCUCACCGGCUAGCUGAAGGAGAACCUCUCAGACCUCCAACAGCUGCCUCUUCAGAAAAGAUGGAGGUAGCUCCUCCCAUCUGAACGGGUCAGGAUGACCGUUCCUCCCUCUGGUUCCUCCUGUUGGGAGCAAGCGGACGGAGGAUGGCCUCAUUUCUACAAAAACGAAGGAGCCAGGAUCUCUGACUUGUUCUGUUAUCUCCUUUCCUGGUUUUUAUUACUUUUUCAAGAAGAGAAGAAUUCCUCUGAACGUGCUGAUCUCCACCCAACACACACACACGCACACACAGCAAUAAAACACUGGCGUCUACACCACGCUGUGUUACUACACUUACGGACGCCGGUGACCGAUCCUUCUAAAUGAACCUUUAGAAGAAACUUGGAUAAGUUGAAAGUAUUUCUGUUUAAAAGGAUGAAGGACUUCUGUCCAUAGCUUCCUGAAAGGCCUCAGCUUGUAGAAAUAGAGAUUCCGUUUUCAGACUGGCCCCAUUCUUCUGUCUAAACAGGAAGUUUCAUUUUCAAAGCACAAACAUGUCUGUUAGGGGUUAAAAGGCUCAGAUCAGCUUCCUUUUUACAGGUUUUCCAUUCUUCUAGAGCUUUAUUACCGUAUUACCCUGAAUAUAGGACCACCCCCUUUCCAAGACUAAUCUUCAGAAAAAGACAAAAAAAAUCACUUUUUAAAUAAACUAUCUUUAUUGACAUUUGAGAACUAAUACUGGGCUGUGCAGUGGCCCAGUGGUUAGAGCUGCUGUCUUGCAGCGAGAAGGUCCCGGGUUCGCUUCCCGGCCUGGGAUCUUUCUGCAUGGAGUUAGCAUGUUCUCCCUGUGCAUGCGUGGGUUCUCUUCGGGUUCUCCGGCUUCCUCCCACAGGUUGAUUGGUCUGUCUAAAUUGUCCUUAGGUGUGUGUGUGUGUGUGUGUGUGUGUGUGUGUGUUGCCCUGCGAUGGACUGGCUCUCUGUCCAGCGUGUACCCGCCUGAUUGCCCGUUGACCGCUGGAGAUGGGCACCAGCCUGUGCCUCACCCUCUCUCUCGUGCUUCUGCAGUCCCGGCUCCCCCCAUAGAACGCCAUCCUCGCUGCCAUCCAUGCAUUAGAUAUGCAGCACGGUCCCUUUGGGUAUUUUACACUCCAGACCGCCAUAUUUUAUUUCCUGGCUGUUGUUUGACACCUCUGCUGUCAUAACUCUGCCUUAGUAACUUGCCCCACUUUGGAUCCACUCCGCUCCGGACCGCUCUUCUCCAUGUUUUCCUCCUGUUGAUAACCAAGUAAUAUAAUUCUCAGCUCACCAUCAAAUGUGGAUGUAAGAAGUCUGACCUCUGAUGAACGCAUCAUAAAACAUCCUCAGGUUUUUGUUCAUGUUUGAAAAGAAAUAGUCAACUGUGGCUCCGUAAGUAUAGUAAAACACACACACACACACACACACACUCCAGGGUGGCUUACCUGGGCACUGCUGCUACUGAUCUCUGUAAUCUCUCACCUUUGACCUCAUCACUGUCCACACGGAUGCCUGCCACUGACUGGCUGCAGGAGGCCACAGGGCUGAUCUGUGGUUGGUCAAUUGUGUGUGUGUGUGGGGGGGGGGGAUUCCAGGUGCAAAAACAACAGACCAACAGAGAGCUGUUCUGUUAUGCGAGGCGGCACGCUCGCCCCAGAGCUCCAUGUGAGAUGCCGAGUGAACACGGGCGAGCUUCAACACAAGCAGAAGAAGCCUCCGUCUCUUCACUUGACCGGUCCCUCAGAAAGCAUUUAUCUCAGUAGUGUUAAAUGUUAUUUAUUUUAUAUUUUGUUAAAACUGUGAUUUUAUUUGUACAGAUAUAAAUAGAAACCUUGGAAAAGCA
Nothobranchius furzeri (turquoise killifish) is the source of this 3158-nucleotide messenger RNA. RefSeq names its product regulator of G protein signaling 19 (gene rgs19). The record is from RefSeq and is a predicted model, not a curated record. Lineage: Eukaryota; Metazoa; Chordata; Actinopteri; Cyprinodontiformes; Nothobranchiidae.